AUGACCCAUGCCUAUGCAAAGUUUAAGAGUAACCAUAGGAUUAUACAUACCAAUUCCAUUGAUAGUACACCUUCUAAUUCGGAUUAUUCAAAUAAUAGUACCUUAUCUUUGGAAUCAGAGAUUCCAAUGAGUAAAGGUAAUCACACAAUAAAUGAUGAACGAAAUGAUCAUCAUCUACGUCUUCAUAAUCUGUCACACAAACGGUUGGAUAGUGACUUGACAGUGACUAAUGAUGAUAUUGAACGCCAGGGGAUGCCCAACUCCUCUAAAAAGGCAAAACGAAUGUUUAGUUGGAUGUUCACCAGUAAAAUACCUCCAGUAACUCUUCCACAAGAUAGGAAACCAUAUCCUUGGAAGUCCUCAAAUUUUUUAUGGAGAACCUUCUUUUGGUGGUUCUGGCCCAUACUAUACAAGGGUUAUUUAAGAACUCUUGAACCUGACGAUUUGUUUAAAUUAACAGAAGAUCUUAAGGUUGAGAACAUGCAUUCCAAGUUUGAGAAGAACUUGAGCAAAAGAAUAGAAGCUAAAAGAGCUCAAUAUAUCAAGAACAAGCAACCACAUCCAGACAUGACUAAGUUUGAAUGGUCUAAGAUGCUUAUACCUUUGGCAUUAUUUGAUACCUUUAGGUUUCAAUACACCAUGUCUUGUAUUUAUUUGGUUCUCGCCUAUACCACUCAAUCUGUGUCACCUUUAAUCACCAGAAGACUUAUUGACUUUGUUACUUACAGAUACUACGGAUUAGAGAAAACAGUCAAUAAUGGUGUUGCCUACUCAUUGACUUGUGUGGUAUUAAUCUCGUUAAAUGGAUUGUUGUUGAAUCAUUUCUGGCAAAACUCAAUGACUACUGGUGCUCAAGCUAAAGCCGUAUUAACCAAAUCACUUUUACUUAAAUCAAUGAGAAUGAGUAACAAGGCAAGACAAAAGUUCCCUAUUGGUAACAUUACAUCCUUGAUGGCUACUGAUUUGUCUAAAGUUGAUUUGGCCUUUGGUUUUGCUCCUGUUUUAUUUUGUUUCCCAAUCCCAGUGAUAAUUGCUGUAGCUUUACUUUUGACCAAUUUGGGAGUUACCUCGUUAGUAGGUAUUGGUUUGUUUGUUGUAUCAUUAGUUAUAUGCUCUCUGCUAUCUAAGGUCCUCUUUGCUAUUAGAACAAGAGCGGUCAAGUACACGGAUCAACGGAUCAGUCUAAUGAGAGAAGUGUUGUCUCAUUUGAAGGUGAUUAAGUUCUAUGCCUGGGAAGAAGCUUACAGAGAACGGAUCACCAAAAUAAGAGACUUGGAAAUGAAGGAAUUGUUCAAACUUAAAGUUGUUAGAGACAUUGUUAGUGCAUAUGCCUUGACGUUACCAUUCACGACUUCCAUGAUUACAUUUGUAGUACUUUGGGCUACAGAUUCAUUCAAAUCUCCAGGUAAAAUGUUUGCUUCAUUAUCGUUGUUUGGGAUUUUGGCUCAAUCGAUUAUGUUACUUCCCUUGGCCCUUUCGACUUCUUCAGAUGCUAUGGUUGGUUUUGAAAGAUUAAGAAAGGUUUUCCAGGCACAUGAAUACGAUUCAGAAGACGCCAGACUUGCAAACACCAAUAACGCAUGGUCAAGACCAUUACCUCCAAGUGUCUCCAUCUCAUGCCGUAGUUGUUGCUUCAAUUAUGGCAGCUUAGAAGCCGGUGAUGAUUCCAUGCUAUCAGAAGCAGGUAGCACUUUGUCCUCUGAGUUAAAGGAAAAGACUGCCAGCUUUGAUAACUUUGCUACAGCAUCAGAGUCUGGGUCUUUAGGUUCUUCUGCAAGAAACUUUCCUGGUGUUAUUGACCUUUCGGUGGAUAUUCAAAAGGGUAGUUUUGUCAUGAUCACAGGUAUAAUUGGUUCUGGGAAAACAACUUUGUUGAACGCCUUGGGUGGUCUUGUUAAGCUUUCCUCUGGCUCCUUGCAAGUUUCGUCCGAACCACUCUUGUGCUCCAAUUCAUGGAUUCAAAAUGCUACUUUUAGAGAUAACAUUACUUUUGGCAGACCUUUUGAUCAUGACUUGUAUAAAAAGGUUUUGUUUGCCUGUGCUUUAGAAGACGACCUUGCAUUGCUUCCCUCUGGCGAUUUGACAGAAAUUGGUGAACGUGGUGUUACGUUAUCAGGAGGACAGAAGGCCAGAUUAAAUUUAGCUAGAGCUGCAUACCAUGGACUGGAAAUUAUGUUAUUUGAUGAUAUCUUGAGUGCUGUGGAUGUACGUGUUGGGAAGCACAUUGUUAGACAUUUGUUUGGUGACUUGUUGAGAGGCCAUACCAUUGUUCUAGCUACCCAUCAAAUAUCAUUAGUCUCUAACGUUGACCAGAUCAUCUUUUUAAAUGGGGAUGGUACGGCUGAUGUCGGUAAUGUUCAAGAGUUGAAGAGCAGAAACCAGAACUUUAGAAACUUGAUUGUGUUCGCCGAGGAGAUUGCUGGUAAAGUGAAGAAAACAACUAAGGAAACGAAAUUCGAAUUGUAUGACUCGGGUUCUAAUCUGCUGAAAUCCUCACAAGCUCUUAUCAACGGUAAGAUCAUUCAGGAAGAAGAGAAAAGUGUUAAUGCUAUCUCAGCGAGUGUUUAUACCAAAUAUAUUACCCUUGGUUCCGGAAUCAUUGGUAAGCUCAUGCCUUAUGCCUUUUUGUUUGCGGUGAUACUUGCAACCUUCACCCAAAUCUUUACCAACACUUGGCUAUCUUAUUGGGUUGAGAAGAAGUUCAAGGGGAAGUCAGACAAAUUUUAUGUCAGUAUCUAUAUUGCCCUUACCUUUAUUACGGUCUUUUUAACUGCUGUUGAGUUUGUAUUCCUUGGCUAUGUCAAUAACGUUGCUUCGAGAGUCAUUAACAUCAGCGCCGUCAACAGAAUCUUGCAUGUUCCCUCCAGCUUUUUAGACACUACACCUAUGGGAAGAAUUUUGAAUAGGUUUAGCAAAGACACUGAUGCCUUGGAUAACGAGUUGGGUGAACAGUUGAGAUUGUUCAUAUUCCCAAUGGCUCUUAUCAUAGGUAUCAUUAUAUUGUGUGGUACUUACUUGCCCUACUUUUUGAUAUCUGUCCCCUUUUUGGCAUUUGCCUUUGUCUUUAUUUCCAACUUUUAUCAAGGCUCAGGUAGAGAGAUCAAGAGAUUGGAAGCUAUCCAAAGAUCAAAAGUGUACAACAACUUCAAUGAAACUCUUACAGGAAUGGCUACCAUUAAGGCUUUCAAGGCAGAAAGUAUGUUUCUUAAGAAGAAUGACGAAUUCUUGAACAGGAUGAACGAAGCUUACUUGCUAACCAUUGCAAACCAAAGAUGGUUGUGUGUGCACUUGGACUUUGUUGCUGCUGCCUUUGCAGCCAUUAUUAGUUUGUUGUGUGUGACUGGACUGUUCAAUAUUUCUCCUUCAUCCACUGGGUUGUUGAUCAACUAUGUCAUUCAGAUUGUUGGGUUUCUUUCAUUAACUGUCAGAGCGAUGACUCAAGCUGAAAAUGAAAUGAACUCGGUUGAAAGGUUAUACAACUAUGCUUUCAACAUUGAGCAAGAACCCCCGUACAAGAUCCCUGACCAUGAACCCGCAAAGGAUUGGCCAUACUCUGGUUAUAUCCAAUUUGAAAACGUUACCUUACGUUACAGGCCUAACUUACCUGUGGUGUUGAAGAACUUGAACUUUUCCAUUUACCCUGGUGAAAAGGUUGGUAUUUGUGGUAGAACUGGGGCAGGUAAAUCAUCUAUUAUGACUGCAUUAUACCGAUUGGCCAAUAUAGAAACAGGGACUAUUCGGAUUGAUGGGUUAGAUAUUACCAAGUUGGGACUAUACGACUUGAGAUCACGGUUAUCCAUAAUUCCUCAAGAUCCUGUAUUGUUCCAGGGCACCAUAAGAAAGAAUUUAGAUCCCUUCAACGAUUAUGAUGAUGAAGUACUUUGGAGUGCCUUAAGAAGAGCAGGUCUCUUGGACUACUUGACCAUUGAACGGUACGGCCAUUACAAACUCGAUGGUAAACAUAUUACAUCUGAAGAUUUGCCUAAAUUCCAUUUGGAUCAAGUUGUUGACGAUGAAGGAGUCAACUUUUCCCUUGGAGAACGUCAAUUGUUGGCACUUGCCAGAGCAUUGGUAAGCGAUACAAAGAUUUUGAUUUUGGAUGAAGCCACUUCACUGGUUGAUUAUGUUACUGAUUCCAAGAUUCAAAAGACUAUUGCUAGAGAGUUUAAGCAUUGCACCAUCCUUUGCAUUGCCCAUAGAAUGAAAACUAUUCUAGAUUACGAUCGUAUUUUGGUGAUGGACGGUGGGAAGCUCAUCGAGAAGGGUUCCCCUUAUAAUUUAUAUAAACAAGAGGGUGUAUUUAGACUGAUGUGUGAUAAGGCUAAUGUUAAAGUUGAAGACUUUUAG
Molecule: messenger RNA, 4347 nt
Organism: Lizanozyma spartinae
Lineage: Eukaryota; Fungi; Ascomycota; Pichiomycetes; Serinales; Debaryomycetaceae
Gene: YOR1
Product: ATP-binding cassette transporter
Exons: 1
Coding region: 1-4347 (1448 amino acids)
Biological process (GO): transmembrane transport
Cellular component (GO): plasma membrane
Molecular function (GO): ABC-type xenobiotic transporter activity; ATP binding; ATP hydrolysis activity
Source: RefSeq, a predicted model, not a curated record